This is a messenger RNA of Poecilia reticulata (guppy), 2918 nucleotides long. It is a transcript of the gene sppl3, whose product is annotated as signal peptide peptidase 3. NCBI's taxonomy places the organism in Eukaryota, Metazoa, Chordata, Actinopteri, Cyprinodontiformes, Poeciliidae. Gene Ontology annotation, cellular component: lumenal side of endoplasmic reticulum membrane; cytoplasmic side of endoplasmic reticulum membrane; Golgi-associated vesicle membrane. Gene Ontology annotation, biological process: membrane protein proteolysis. The record is from RefSeq and is a predicted model, not a curated record. Gene Ontology annotation, molecular function: aspartic endopeptidase activity, intramembrane cleaving.
GCGUCUUCCAUAUCAGCUCGGGCUGCAGACUCAAGGAAUAUCCGAAUUUAUUCUGGAUACAUCGCACAGAAUAUGGAUCUACAGUGGGUGUAACAUCGUUGCAGACCGAGCCAUCUCGGCUGAGGUGACGGCAGGACACUAGCGAGACCGACGAAAAUAACAUCUGUGUGUUUUUUUUUUCCUCGGGGUGCUUUGUCUUGUCCACCUAACGAUAGCAAACCAUCAUUUUCAUCUCAAUUGCAUGAAAUUCAGCUAGUAAUUACUAGCUGCCGCCGGGAUGUAUCAUCAUGUUGUCACCUAAAAGUAACUACUAAGACGUCGGAUUGCGAAGGAAAAGCAGAGACCCCUCGCUCCCCGGUCCCARCGGGCUGACACCGGGACCUGAAUCUGUGUUAGCCACAGCCGCGGAACCCACUGUUUUCGGCGAUAUGGCGGAGCAAGGCUACUCAUCCUGGGCAUACUCCCUAGUUGACUCCAGUCAGGUGUCCACCUUCCUGAUCUCCAUCCUUCUUAUCGUCUAUGGCAGCUUCAGGUCAUUAAACAUGGAUUGUGAGAACCAGGAGAAGGAUAAAGACGGUAACCCUUCAGCACCAGGGUCUUUUAAUAACAGCAACACAAACAACAGCAUUCAGACUAUAGACUCGACGCAGGCCCUGUUCCUGCCAAUAGGAGCGUCUGUGUCUCUGCUAGUCAUGUUCUUCUUUUUUGAUUCGGUUCAGGUGGUCUUCACUAUCUGCACUGCAGUACUUGCUACAAUUGCAUUUGCAUUCCUGUUGUUACCUAUGUGCCAGUAUCUGACCAGACCCUGCUCCCCGCAGAACAAGAUUUCAUUUGGUUGCUGCGGACGCUUCACCCUGGCUGAACUCUUGUCGUUCUCGCUCUCCGUGAUGUUGGUCCUCAUCUGGGUGUUGACCGGACACUGGCUCCUCAUGGACGCUUUAGCCAUGGGCUUGUGCGUCGCCAUGAUCGCUUUUGUUCGGCUUCCCAGUCUGAAGGUCUCCUGCCUGCUGCUGUCAGGACUGCUCAUUUAUGAUGUGUUCUGGGUGUUCUUCUCAGCGUACAUCUUCAACAGUAAUGUGAUGGUCAAAGUCGCAACUCAGCCUGCUGAAAAUCCCAUAGAUGUUCUCUCCAGGAAGCUACACCUAGGGCCCGGGAUGGGCCGCGACGUUCCCAGACUUUCCUUACCUGGAAAACUGGUCUUCCCAAGCUCCACAGGAAGCCACUUCUCCAUGUUGGGAAUCGGAGACAUCGUGAUGCCGGGGCUGCUGCUGUGCUUCGUCCUGCGCUACGACAACUACAAGAAGCAAGCAACGGGGGAGGUCCCGGGGCCCGGCAACAUGUCCGGACGCAUGCAGCGCGUCUCCUAUUUCCACUGCACCCUCAUCGGAUACUUUGUGGGCCUGCUGACUGCCACUGUGGCCUCGAGGAUCCAUCGUGCUGCUCAGCCCGCUCUGCUCUACUUGGUUCCCUUCACCCUGCUGCCUCUGCUCACUAUGGCUUACCUGAAGGGGGAUUUGCGGCGAAUGUGGUCCGAGCCUUUCCACACCAAGGCCACCAGCUCUCGCUUCCUGGAGGUAUGAUGCAACCCGGGGAACGAACAACCAGCACGGGGACGACUGCUGAUCUUUUCUUCUUAAUCAGAGGAAAGGAAAGAGGGCACACUCACCAGGAGGCCAUGUUGUCAUCACUUCAUGCUUUCCACUGAUCUGUGAAGAGAAAAAAAAAAAAUCCCUCAGAAAGGACACCAGAGUGUGGAUCACAACGCCCAGACACGACUCAUCUUUGCUCCGUACAUCCUUCCCCGUUUCAUCUCCGCUUCCUCUUAGCCGUUUCUUUCCUGUCCAUUACAGCACAUCCUGCCUCUGCUGUUUUUGUGCUGCCCUCGUCUUUGUCUCCUUUCCUUCCCCCCCUCCUCUCCACCUCCCUCUACAUGGCCAUUCUCAAAUUUUCCACUUCCUGUCUCUUCUGCCUUUUUGUUAUUUUUAUUCUGGAUUCCUUUUCUCUGUGAUGAACUAAAUGGACCAGGCCUCUCCCCCCCCCCUCCCACCUCCUUUUUUCGUGGACUUACAGUUGUGAGACAUGGCUGGGGUUUAUAUGUAUUUUUUUAGCAUUGUUGUGGUCAUUAUAAUUAAUGUUAAUAUUAUCAAAGAACUUUAACAAGUCGAGAAGAGAUGGAGUGUUGCACAGGAGCAGCAACACAGCCCAGAGGUCAUCCCUCUUCUUCCGUCUCCCUGUUUCAUCACCCCUUCCCCCCCGAUGGCUCCCCCUGGUGCUCCUGCCCUCUUACUACACUCCCUGUGCGCCCUCCCCCCCACCCCCAUUUCCUCACCUUUACCCCUCCGUCUUCUGUUCAUCUGCUGUCCUUACCCAACAGAUAACUAUGUAUUUUAUUUAGAAAAGUUUUAUUCUUUGCAUAUACAGAAAUGAUGCAUUAAAAUUGUUGAGCUGCCUCCCCUCCCCACCAGUGACGGAGUCGGACGGGGUCGCUUUUAUUUGUAUAUAUGUGUACACAUGUAUUUGCGGUAUCAUGAGUUUGUAUUUGUGUUUGAGAGCAUGUUGAAGAGGACGGUAAACUGAUGUCGAACAGCAAGCUUGACUUCACUCGGAUUGGCGACUGUGGAUCCAGCUUUGUGCAAUAGAGAAUCCCUGGAGAACUUCUAAACGUCUCUCACUGGACGACAGUUUCCCGCUCUGAUCUUAAAAGUGCGUGUGUGUGUGUGUGUGUGUGCGCGCGCGCGAGUGCAGAAACACAUGAGCAAGCGGUUCUUUUACUCUGUUUUAAUUUGAACUCAUGUUUAAAAUGACGACAAUAGUCAGGUUUGCAUUGAGCUGUGUGUUUUGAAUCAAAGGGUGUCAAGCACAUGAAACAUGUAAACGGUUUAUCUUGUAAAAACGGGCGGGAAAAAAAAUAUAUGAGA